GUACCUUGCAGGUCCUUUCUCAUAGCCUGAAUCAGCCAUUGUGUUUCUUCCUGCAUACUGCUUAUCUACCAUUACGAUCUUGGCAUUUCUGUGAUGUUUGAAGUCGAUUUGUUAUGAGAAGAGCGGUGAAUGUACAUUGAUGCAUGUCUUUCGACCGUACAUCCUCGACGCAGUCGUCUUCUAGAGGCUAUGGCGCUGUUGCGAGGUCGACGUCAGGUACAUUUGAUGAGAGAGUUCGAGCCACGGGACUACUGGUUGGAAUCUCUGAACAUCAAUGUCCUCUCGUUUUCCAUGAAAUCUACGAUGUAAAGAUGUUUGGCAUCGAGAAAUGCCACCCAUUUGAUGCGGGUAAAUGGGGCAGAGUGUACGCGAAGUUGAAAGAGUGGGAGCUUGUAUCCGACGAUAGCAUAGUCAGACCAGUGGAAGCUACACGGAAUGAUCUUCUUAUUGCUCAUACCAAAUUGUAUCUAGCCAGCUUAUACUCUCCUUGCGUUCUAGCCAAAGUAGUCGAAGUUCCUAUUGCAUGCUUUAUUCCUACAUGUAUCACGGACAAGUACUUUUUGAGACGAAUGAGAUACCAAUGCGGUGGCACAGUAGCUGCUUGUCAGAUUGCUCUGGAACGUGGCUGGUCCGUACAUCUGGGAGGAGGCUUUCAUCAUGCGCAUAGAACGUUUGGAGGAGGCUUUUGUGUAUAUGCUGAUAUCUCACUUGCUUUGAAGAUAUUAUUUACGUUGAAACUCAUUGAAAAGGCUUUAAUCGUGGAUGUAGACGCGCAUCAGGGCAACGGACACGAACGCGAUUUCGGUGACGAUCCACGCGUUUUCAUUCUGGACUUGUACAAUCCGAGAAUUUAUCCGUGGGAUCAUAAAGCGUCAGAGGGCAUCUCAAGAUCAGUUCAUGUUGGGUCUAUGACAUCCGAUGCCGAAUAUUUAAGGCUGCUGAAAUCCAAUUUGUCCGCAGCUCUGACAGAAUUCUCCGCCGAUUUGGUAAUCUUGAAUGCAGGGACGGAUAGCUUGGAAAAUGACCCACUUGGUUGCUUAAAUCUAAGUCCAAAGUGCAUAGUCCAUCGAGAUGAAGCGGUGUUCCAGCUCUGUCGACAAAAAUCUAUACCUAUUGUUAUGCUUACUAGUGGUGGAUAUUUGAUGAAGAGUGCUGAAGUCAUUGCAAAAUCCAUAAGAAAUUUGCAUGAAAAAGGUCUCAUAGAGCUCAAAACUUGACCAUUAAUAAAGCUUUCAACUU
Molecule: messenger RNA, 1239 nt
Organism: Cylicocyclus nassatus
Lineage: Eukaryota; Metazoa; Nematoda; Chromadorea; Rhabditida; Strongylidae
Source: the annotation of a GenBank genome assembly